AUGGCGGGGCCGCGGCCGGGCUCCUUCCCGCUGCUGGUGCGCGGGGAUUGGGGCACCGCGGAGCCGCCGGCCGCGCUGCGCAAGAAGCUGCUGCUCUACUUCCAGAGCCCGAAGCGCUCGGGCGGCGGCGAGUGCGAGCUGCGGGUGGGACCCGGGCAGCUGCUCGUCUGCUUCGCCCAACCCGACGUGAUGCGGCGGGUGCUGGACCGGCCGGCGCACGAACUCGAAUGGGGACCCCGCGGGAAGCUGUCGCUGCUCGUCACCGCGCCGCCGCAGGAGGGCGCCCGUUCCCCGCAGCAGCCGCCCGCUGAGCCCGAGACGCCAGCGGCUGAGAGUGCGCUGUUAUCUGCAGCUGACGAGCCCGUGCCGUCUGUGCCCACCCUCGCUGAGCACGAUGCCGCCGCGGCCGCAGGAUCGGGGCUGUCGCCGCAGCGCCCACCGCCUCAGGAAGCGCCUCCGGAGGGGCACGGUGCCCAAGAAGCCUCGCAGUGGGAGCAUCCAUCAGCUGAGAAAACCGAGCUGGUUGUGGAGCCUGGUCAGAUGGAGGCUGCCCCAGAACCGUGGCAAAUGGAAAGCUCUGAAGCAUCCCUUCCUUCCCCCUUAAUUGUGCUUGAAAACGUACGGGAAACCAUAAGCAGUUUCAUGUUAACCAUGCUGGUGGAGAACAUCAGUGACUUGUCAGAGGAAGAUGGUGACUUCACUGUGGAAAUGAUUCCUGAACUGCGGGCUGCUGUUGUUGCUUUUACUGGAAAUGCUGCUACAGCAGACAUUGUUAAGAAGUUAAAUCGAAGCGAAAGAGCAAAGAAGCAGAACUUAAGUGCACGUCUCCUCGAGUUAACAAACUGUAUUAGAGCUGAAAAUAUACCACCUAACACACCCAGUGACUAUAUAUCCAUCUACUUUGAGAACAAGAAGAAUGGAGGUGCACAAGUGGUGGACGUUCUUCAACUGUGUGAUGAAGGUGCAGCUAUCAUUACGUUCAAGAACCAUCAAGAUGUAAACAAUGUCUUGUCAAAGCAGCACUCGCUCAGCAAAAGACCGAUAUCUGUCUAUCCUUACUAUGUCUCGCUGGGAACAGCUCUGUAUGGAAAAGAAGGGCCACAAAUAAAGAAACCAGAUCCAGUUGCAGUGCCGCUGGACCCCUAUAUCUGGCAGUUCUUACGGAGAAAAAAUAGCCUCAUCGAAGCGAUAUGUUCUGAGAUGGCAAAUUGUCAUUGUGAGAUAGAAUGGCCUAAAGGCAACUGUGCAGAGCCAAAAGUUAUUCUGCAUCCUUCAGCUGCUUUGUCUGAGAGGAAGAGAUCAGUGGCUCAGUUGAUCAGGACAUGGAAUGCGGUGGCUUCCACAACAUUUUCAUACAGCAUAUCGAAGUACAAAGUAGAGAAGCUUAAAGUAAGCGCAGAGGUGUGGGAAGUCAUUAGAACCAGCAUUAACCACAAUGAACUUUUGAUGAUCUCACAUCUUUCGAAGGAUUUACUCGUUGUAAUAGGCCACAAAGACAUUCUGAAGAAUGUUGUCCGAGAACUGAAAUCGCAGAUAGAAAAAGUCACCAGAGAAAUUGAAAGAGAAAAGCAAACAACUGAAGAAAUAGUGAUUCUGAGUCCAGGGGAUUUUGCAAUUUUGCAGAACAUCGGUCUUGAAGAAAGGAUUCGCGUGGAAUUCCCAACUCUGCAGCUAACUUACGAUCAUUUGCAGAAGAUAAUUAACCUAUAUGGACUGCGUGAGGAAGUUUAUAAAGUGAAAGGGGAGAUAUUGGUUAAUAUGCAAAAAAUGGCAAAAAAAAACGUUACUCUCCACCCUUUUGUUUUCCAGUUUUUACAGCGUAUUGAUAACGAAACCCUGUCACAGAGCCUGUUUUUGUCAAAACACAUCAGUGCCUUUUAUGAGCUUGGCCCAGAUGCUGUCCUUCUGAAAGGAAAUGAUGACGAAACUCUCCUAAAAGCAGAAGAAGAGCUAAAGAAGGAACUGGACUACAAAAGCAUUACUUUAGAAGAUGAGUCCAUCCUCCAGAAGGAGGAAUGGACAGCGCUCACUGAGGAGAACUGCUGUAAUGCAGCCGUAACAGUCACUCAGAAAGAGGGUGAGAUCAUUGUUGCUGGUUUUUCUCAAGCAGUAGCGAAAGCCUUUGAAGAGCUUUUUAACUUUGUAGAUGAGAACACGCAAGUACAAAAAGUCAUCGGAGGAAAGCCAACCGUAGUCCUAAUGUACAUCGAGAAAGAGAGGGCCUCUGUCUUGGAUGACUUAAAGAAUAAAGGUGUGAAAAUUGACUUCAGUAAAGUUAUAUCCUUGAGCGGACCGAGAAGAGAGGUGCUGAAAGGAACUACCCUGAUUGAGCAAAUGCUGUCCGGGCUGCAUUACAAGCGUGUGGUAAUUAAUGAGCCAGGAGCCAGGUCGUAUUUCAAAGAAAGAGAACGUUUUUUUGCUGCCAGUGUGAAACAUGAGUGUAACUGUCUAAUCAGACUGGAAGAGCAGCCAGAAGAGUAUCUGGAAGAACAAAAAGCACACACUAAUGUAGGCAAGCGCUAUACACAGAUGACAGUGCAGGGAGUUCUAAUAGAGGUUUAUAAAGCCAACUUGUGCACUCAUCACGUUGAUGUUGUGGUGAACGCUUCAAAUGAAGACUUGAAACACAUUGGUGGCCUUGCUUGGGCACUGCUCCAAGCAGCUGGCCCAGAGCUGCAGGCUGAGUGUGAUGAAGUGGUGAGGAAGAACGGGCGUCUGCAGGCCGGGUGUGCGGUGAUCACAGGAGCGGGGAAGCUCCCCUGCAAACAGGUCAUCCAUGCUGUUGGGCCCCGGUGGAAGGAGCAGGAUGCAGGAAAGUGUAUGCACUUGUUAAAAAAGACCAUUAAAAUGAGCCUGCAGCUGGCUGAAACGUAUAAUCAUCGCUCCAUAGCUUUCCCUUCUGUAAGCGGAGGGAUUUUUGGCUUCCCGCUGCACAAGUGUGUAAAUGCAAUUGUGUCAGCCAUCAAGAAAACCCUGGAAGAAUUCAACGGGAAAAGCAACUUGAAGGAGAUUCAUCUUGUGGAUAUCAUAGAGGAUAACGUUCAGGCUUUCAUCAAGGCACUGAAAGAAGUGUUUUCAGAUGAUGUACCUCUUAACGACCCCGUGCAAUCUCUUAACACUCAGACCGACAUUGUUCGUCAGCCUAGCAAAAGGACAGCUUCUCAAAGUGGCAUGAACUUUGCAUUGGUAACAACUGAGGAAGGCCUUGACAUCAUGCUGAAAAAAGGAAGCAUUGAAGAUGUCACAACAGAUGGUGUUGUCAUCAGUGUUGGUGGAGAUCUACAGCUUGAGAAAGGACAACUUGCUAAAGCCUUGCUAAGCAAGGCAGGACCAAGGCUUCAGGCAGACCUACAUGACGAAGGCCUGGGAAAAUCACAUGGUGAAGGAUCUGUGUUCACAACAAAAGGUUACAGUCUGAGUUGCAGUUAUGUGUUUCAUGCUGUCGCACCUAGUUGGUCAGAGGGAAGUGAAUCUGCAGUGAAGAUCUUGGGCCGGAUCGUCACAAAAUGCCUGCAAUCUGCUGAGGAACUAUCUUUGAAGUCCAUUACUUUCCCAGCGAUUGGAACAGGGAUCUUAGGUUUCCCAGGUUUUGUUGUUGCUAAAUUGCUGUUUGACACGGUGUAUGAGUUCAGUAAUAAAAAGAAAACCAAUUCUCUUCGGGAAGUUCACUUUCUGUUGCAUCCAAAAGAUGUAAAUAAUCUUCAGGCAUUUUCAAAUGAAUUUGAGAGACGGUGUGGCAAUGAUGUAGAUGAGGCUAGCGAAGGCACAGCUUUCUUUGGUCCCGUUUUAAACCCAGCACAGGAUGUAUAUGAAAUGACAAUUGGCUCCAUCAAGUUCCAGGUGGCCGCUGGUGAUAUUACCAAGGAAACUGGAGAUGUCAUUGUAAACAUAUCAAACAAAUCUUUCAACCUCAAAACAGGUGUCUCUAAAGCAAUUUUGGAAGGUGCUGGGAAAGAGGUUGAAAAUGAAUGUGCUGAACUAGGUACGGUGCAACUUUUCUGCCCUUUCUGA
This is a messenger RNA of Centrocercus urophasianus (Greater sage-grouse), 4011 nucleotides long. Its product is annotated as protein mono-ADP-ribosyltransferase PARP14-like. The record is from RefSeq and is a predicted model, not a curated record. The transcript has 11 exons. Gene Ontology annotation, biological process: negative regulation of gene expression. Gene Ontology annotation, molecular function: transcription corepressor activity. Lineage: Eukaryota; Metazoa; Chordata; Aves; Galliformes; Phasianidae. Gene Ontology annotation, cellular component: nucleus; cytoplasm. The coding region runs from base 1 to 4011 and encodes 1336 amino acids.